Messenger RNA from Oncorhynchus nerka (sockeye salmon), 1689 nucleotides. RefSeq names its product cilia- and flagella-associated protein 100-like. NCBI's taxonomy places the organism in Eukaryota, Metazoa, Chordata, Actinopteri, Salmoniformes, Salmonidae. The record is from RefSeq and is a predicted model, not a curated record. Bases 1 to 1656 code for a protein of 551 amino acids. The transcript has 14 exons.
AUGAUUCCAAUGUUGUGGACGUCAACCGUGUUUUCCCCUCAGUUCAGCACCCAGGAGAAGAACAUGGAGCGCCAGCGACAGAAGACGCUGAAGGUCCAUGAGAAGUCCACCUAUGCUGGGAGGAUACAGGCCAAGCAGGCUAACCUGAGGCAGGAGCUGAGGCAGGGGCAGAAUGAGGUGUACUCCACCUCCUGCAGCAAGGCUGUGUCCACCCUCAGGGAUGAUCCGGCAUGGAGGAAAGCUGCCACCCUGAACUCGAAUGACAGGGAGAAUAUUAGUGAGUACAUCACUAAGAAGAGAGAGAUGUUUCUUAUUGAGUACUCCCUGGCUGUGAAGAGGGAGGUGAUUCACAAGCUGGCUGAGGUGGCCACCAAGGAAGAGAACAGGCUGCAGCAGGCGGAGACAUUUCUGGACGAGGACACGGCCAUGUUUGACGAGUUCCUCGAGGAGAAUGACAAGAACUCAGUGGAGGCAAUCAAAAUUGCUGAACACGAGACCAAAGCCAAACUGGAGAAGGUUGCAGAGAUCAAGAGGAUCUCAGGCAAAAUGGUGGCAGUAAAAAGUGACAUCUCCAAGAACGAGGAGAUCCUGAAGGAGUACACCCUGUACAAUGGCUUCCUGCUGAAGCUGUCCCCUACAGAGUGGCAGGAGAGACAGCAGGCUCGCAGGGCCAUGGUGGACAAGAUCAAAGCUGCCAUCAAGGAGAGGGAGGCUCAGCUAGCCGGGCCAGCCAAACCCGGCAGACGUAAAGAGAGUAUGGCCAGGGACCUGCCUCCUGUAUGUGACCCCAGGACUCCCCAGAGACAGAGUAUGAUGGGAACCAGAGAGAGCAUCAAGCCAAUCAGGAAGGAGGUUACAGUACCGGUGGAUGAGAGCAAACUGCCUGAAUAUGAGGUCAGAUACGUUUUAUGCUAUAUCCUAAGUAAAGGUUCACUGUGUGUAUGUAUUACCCCACAGGAGCCGGAGCUGUUCUUCACUGACCCUCAGCAGCUGUUGGACCUGCUGACAGACCUGGAGAAGCAGAACCUGACUCUGAUCCAGAACUCCAGAGAGACAGAGGAGACCAUGGAGGAGUUCAAACACACUUUGGACAACACUCGCAACAAGAUGGACCAGGAGACAGAGCAGCUGACCCAGCAGAUUGACAUAAUUACCCAUGCCAUCCAGAGAGAGAAGGACACUGCUGCUGAGCUGGAGCUCAAAUCGCGACUCUUCUCCUUUGGGAAAUACAAGGCAGAGGACCAGGAUGUGAUGCUGGAGGCCCUGGGCAGGAAGGUGGCAGAGGUGUACAGGAGCUAUGCGGGGGAGAGUGGGGCCAACCUGACCACGCUACAGAUGCUGACCAACAUCGAGGGCCGCCUGGGGGAGUUGCUGGAGAACAUGGAGCUGGUUCCCAAGGGCCGUGUGCUCAUGGCCGAGAGGGCCAAGGAGAAGGAGAGGAGACUCAGGCUAAGGGAGGAGAAGGUUCGUGUGCAGAAGAUGCAGCAAGAGGAGCGCCUGCGUAAAGCCCUGGAGAGAGCUCAGGCUAACACCAAGAGACCUACGGGGAAGAAGCUGAUGCCUCGCUCACUACCUCCGGUGACUGAGCAGUUCGUGAACAAUGAUGACAGAGACACUGACAUGGAGAAGGAGAAGCAGCUCUACUUCUUCACCUGAACCCCUCCAGCCUAGACCAUGGUCCCUGAUGGA